AUGUCGAGUCACGACUCAAGACCUCUCGUGGUUUCCCGCAUUGUGCAUGCUCGCUCUGCUUGUCUCUGUGUGUCACGCGUCCCCCACCAGGCGCAGUCCUUCCAGAGCUACCAGGUGGCCACCGCUCACUCCGUCCUGCUGCCUCCGGUAUGCCAUCGGCCGCCUCUCCUCUGCCUGCCACGCUGCCCUAUCAUGCGCCCACCAUGUGACUUCACUUGCUACUCUGGCACAGCCCACCACGUGCCUCUCCUCUCCCUUGCCACCACGCGCUUCUCCCUUCCAAUCGCAGCCGCCGUCCUCCAACCGUUGGCUCUCAUGAUUCUCUGCGCGCACGCGUGUGCACGUGACUACUCCAAGGACUCGAGCUACUCCUUUGCCAGCAGCAGCGCUUUCUACACCUGGCUCAACGACAGCAUCAUUCAGGCAGGCAGGCGGGUCAAUCCGCUGCGCCAAGUGCAGAUCGACCUGGAAGGCUUAAAGGCGUCCCUGCUCUGCUUCCACCGCAUUUCUCCACUCCCUCCCUUAAAGGCCGUAUGGACGGACCCGCAGUGUGGCGACGGCACGUGCACGCCCCCCAUGGAGGUGCCAGCGGUGGGUCGCUUCGGGUUCGAGGGUGCUCAGGUAUUCACGGAAGUGGCAGGCUGGCACACGCUCACGCUGCAGCUGCCAGACAACGACUGGUUCGUCUCACUCACUGCACCAGACGGCGGGGUGAGCGUGUACGUGUACGAGUCACAGCCCACCACCAGCCAGGCCGGACCUCUGCUGCCUUCAGCCUCCCUUGACCCAGCUGCGGCAGCAGCAGCAUCAGCAGCACCGCCCUCCUCACCCACUCCUGCGCCUCCCCCCUCUAGCGCCGGCGCCCCUGCCUCCUCGCCCUCUGCAGCGCCGUCUCCUUCGGGGGGCGUGAAGGGGAGGGUGCGCCCGUCCAACGGCACAGGCGCUAACGUGCUGCUGGCGCUCAUCGAUGGCUGCGUGGCAGAUGGCGAGAGUGGUCUGCAGCGGUGCAGACAGACUUGCGCGGUUUGGUCUCUCUGCCUCCCACAGCUAUGCACCAACAGCAGCGGCAGUGCUAGCAGCAGCAGCAGUGCUGCCUCUCUGCCGAUGCGGGCGGCCUCCUUGGCUCUGGGCAGCUGCUUCCAGGCCUGCAACGCCAUGCUGCCCCGCACCUCCUUCCUCCCACCUGAUAACGUCUCCUGCCCCCAGGCAUUCACUCUCUUCGAGCCCUUCGUCCAGACGCCCUCAUGCACUGGUGCGCCCUCCUGCCCUCCCCACCCUCCUGCCCUCCCCACCCUCCUGCCCUCUCCUCCACCCUCCUGCCCCUCCCCCCCACCCUCCUGCCCCUCCCCCCCACCCUCCUGCCCUCCCCCCAAUCCUCCUGUGCCCCCAACCCUCCUGUCCUCUCCACCGUCCUGA
Molecule: messenger RNA, 1416 nt
Organism: Closterium sp. Naga37s-1
Lineage: Eukaryota; Viridiplantae; Streptophyta; Zygnematophyceae; Desmidiales; Closteriaceae
Source: the annotation of a GenBank genome assembly